AGAAGAAGACGAAGAAGAAGACGAAGAAGAAGAAGAAGAAGAAAACAGAAGGAAAGGCAGGCUCCCAUGAUGCAUUGCACUGCCAACGUAUGCAAACCAGGAACAUGGCUACCGGUGCUUAACAGCAGCAAUCCAUCGUUACAAAACACGUAUGAGGGUCUGACACAGUCUGUCACAGUGUCAUAUUUGCCGGUUCUCCGUCAGAGAGGAAAAGCCUUCGUAGAGUUUCCAGCUGAGGCUCAGAAAACACCGCUGUUCAUCAUCACAGACAGUGGGGUUCAACAUGGCGAGUCCAAGGACCAGACGAGUUCUGAAGGAAGUGAGAACCCAAGAAGAGAAUAAUCUAUGUUAUGAGUGUGGGGGUUUUAACCCUCAAUGGGUUAGUGUGACUUAUGGGAUCUGGAUUUGUCUUGAGUGCUCUGGCAAGCACAGGGGCCUGGGAGUACAUCUGAGUUUCGUGCGCUCUGUCACCAUGGACAAGUGGAAAGAUAUUGAGCUUGAGAAGAUGAAAGUGGGAGGAAAUGGGGAAUUCCGCAAAUUUCUCGAGCUCCAAGAUGAUUAUGAUCCCACCUGGAAUUUACAGGAGAAAUACAACAGCAAACCUGCUGCACUCUUUAGAGACAAGGUUGCAACCAUAGCAGAGGGUAAGGAGUGGUCCAUUGAGACGUCCUCGGCCAGAAACUGGACAUCUCCUCAACCCAAUGCCGGCCUUUCAUCCUCUCAUCGCUCUGGAGGACCGGGACAAAGCUCAGCGAAACCCGGCGACAAAGCUUUUGAAGACUGGCUGAGUGAUGAUGUUAACUCAUAUCAGAGCGGAGGGGGCUACAGUGGCAACCAAGAGAAUCGGUAUGUUGGCUUUGGCAACACCGUGACCCCAGAGAAGAAGGAGGAUGACUUCAUCAACAAUGCCAUGACUUCUAUUUAUUCAGGUUGGAGCAGUUUCGCUGUUGGAGCUAGCAAGAUUGCUACUAUCGCUAAAGAUAAUACAUCUAAACUGGCAAACCAAGCAACCUUAAAGGCUACAGAGUUAGGACAGACAUUAAAUGAGAAUGUUAUCAAACCCACACAAGAAAAGGUAAAAGAUGGCAAAUUGCUAGAUGAAAUGACACUCGGCAUCACCGGGCUGGCAAACAAGGUCCAGGGAGCUGGUUCCAAAUUGACUAAUCUCUUCGUGGGAAAAACGGAGGAUGGGUCUACUGGAGAGAGCUACCAGAACAUGGAUGCCACUGAGGGAUAUCAGGGCAGUUCUACCCAGCCUGUCGCAAAGGACUUCUGGGAAACCUUUGGAAGCAGCAACUCCUUAAAGGCCAAGAAAUCCCCCAGCAGUGACAGCUGGACCAACGUAGAUAAUUCUGCAAAGAAGAGCUCUGACAGUUGGGACAAUUGGGGCUCAGAGGGAGCGUCCAACAACAAACACAGCACAGAGGAGAGCUGGGAAGCCUGGGACAACAACUGGGAGAACGCAGAGGGUAAGACGAAGAAGAGUCCCACAAAACCUGCCGAGGAGACCUGGGAUAAUGCAGACUGGUAGUGACCUCACAAACGUACAUCUCCCCUCCUUCAACCCCACUCUGGUAUUUUCCCUGUUUCCCCUCUCUGUUCAUCUCACCGGCACCUUUAGGGAAAAAGCAGAGUAAAUAUACCUGUAAAUCCAUUCAAAAUGUAUUUAUUAUAAACCCAGGAAGCAAUUAAUGAGGCCCGGGGCGACGUUGAGCUCAUCAUGAGAGUAAGAUUCUUAAAAAAAUACAACUUUACAGACCUAUAGUCAUGUAUUGUAAAGUACCGUCCACAAAAGGAAUUACAAAUAAAUCAGUCUAGAUAUGAUCAUCAUUUUCUGCCUGGGCUCCCUAAAGAUAUGACUUACUAUCCCCCUGUUGAAUAAUGCAGUGUUCAUAGUGUAUGGUUUAAUGAAACUGGUUCAGAAUUCACCAGAUAAAGAAACAAUGCAUGGCAGAGAAAAUCCUUGUAAAUGUAAAUCCUUGUAAAUACAGUAUGAUUGACUAAAACACUCAUGGCAUGAUUUUAUGUUUGUUCAAUCAAAUGUGAUGUCUUCUACCCCUGGACCGUUUGCACAUUUUGUGUGCAUUAUUGAAUUAACAGUGUUAUAAUAAAUAAAAGGAACGAAUAACCACUGUAACCAAUUUGAUCUCUAAUCCAAUCGGAGUGGAUAUGUAAAAUGAAAAUGUUAUAAUAUAAUUUGUAAUGACCUGGAGUUUAAUUACCUUUUUUAUAGUAUUUUAUUAUAAACACUUCUGGGGUUAAAAUGUGCAAAUAGUCGAUGGGUUUGAAAGCAGAGGGCUGCUGAUACGUUAUCAUGUUAUUGAGACCAGAAUAUCUAUAGACAAGAUGACCAAAAGUUGAAUUUGUUGGGUCCUACACAAAUAGAGUUUAUAAAUAAUUGCCCCUUUCCAAUUGUAAGAUGGUUAAGUUUCUCUUGGUUAAAACAUGAAUUGUGUCACAUUGGUGUCAGACUUAAAACUGUUCUUGCUCAAUAUGGAUGUUUGAAGUAUAACAUAAAUAACCUGCUUCAACUAAUGUUGGUGAGCCGAUACAAAUUUUGAUUUUACUUUCUUGCUGUCUGUUAUUAACAACAAUUCAUUGCAAAAUACUAUUUUAAGCACAUCCGCAACAUCAUUGUAGGUUGUUUUUUGUUACGCAACUCCUCCACAGAUAUUUAUUAAGUAGUACUGUACUUUAUACCACAACAUUGAGCAAGUUAUCACAUGUUCUUUUUCUGACCAUGAAGCUGGCUGAUACUAUUUAAAUAAAAACUUUCAAAUUAACGUUCACACAGUCGGGACAGACCUAUUAAACAUCCAGCUGAUGCACAGUGAAUAAUGUCUCAUAAUGAAACCCAUUUGUUGGACAUUUUAAUCAAUCAUUUUUAGAAAUGUUGUUUUCAAGAUGUGAACAUUUUUUUCAAAACAAUUUGGGUUUAAAGACUAUAUAUACAGUUUAUUGUAGAUAAUAACAUGCAAAAGUCUCUCAUUGCAGGUUAAUAUUCUGUAUUGACCGUAUGGGAGUGUGUAGGUUGUGUUUAAAUAACAGGACUCAGACCUGGAGACUGUGUUAACGUUACCUGCAUGGUGUUGCCUGUGAGCCUGUGACUUGUGACCUCAGCUGAACCGACUGCUCUUUGUAAAUGUCAUCUCAUGUGAUCAGUUAUCUGCAUCUGUUGUAAUGCAGCACCUUGGUUAUUAUGUAUCGUGAGGAUUUGUUGUCUUCACACUUGUACUAACAUCUCAAUUCUGGAGUAAUGUUAAUGAAGCUCAUUACACGCUGGAUGUCAUUGCUCUUCUUCUGAUGAAUUCAUUUAGUCCCUGAAAUGGCAGCUGCACACACACAUUGUUCAUAGUAGAUGGAAAUGUUUUUUAACAAGUGGGAAUGUAAUCAGUGUGAAACUUGGUAUUUAACAAGCCUCUGGUGUCAAACGAGCUGUCGAGGUUUAGAACUUGGACAGUUUUGCAGAACCCACUUCCCUAUGUGGCCUUUAAUCCCGUAUAACAUAAGGUGUUGAAACUUUAUUACAUAGUCUAAUUUGCCUGUAUGUGUAAUAACUUAACCUAGUCUUUAUAAUGAUGCAAACCACUAAAUAGUGUCAUCUAUUCUCAUUUAAAUACACUUCUACCAAUGCCAUAUGCAGAGCUGGUCUAUAUUUGUCAAUUUGAUAGACAUUUUACAACUACAGAUUAUAUCACUGUAUGUAAUCAAUGGACAGUAAUUAAUUAUGAACUGCUCAUCAAGUGCAAUAAAGCUGCUGGAUUCUUUUAUUAUUAGGGCGUUAUAAGAUAUUGCUGUAACUCUCUAUAGGAGAAACCUAUUGGGCCUCAUGAUUCGUAGAAAUAAUAUAUAAUUAACACCGGUUUUAACGGGUGAAUAAUUAUUCCUGGAACAUUUUCCAUGCCCAUUUCCUACCUCUAAGACGUCUUCAGUUUACAGCCGAGUUUAGUAAAGUGAACAUGCUUUGUUUCUAAACUUUUUAGCAUUGUGUUGAUGUACAUCUUAUCGCUUUGCUGUGGUUCAUUUUGUCGUGUGUGUUGAGGCAAAGCUUCACAGGUCGGUCUACAUGUUGGUGUGUUCUCAGUGACAUGUUGUGAUGUUAAACAAAAAAAAAGAUCACUUCAGCAACAUUUGUGCCGCUGAACCUUCAUGUAUGGUCGUGUGUUUAAAAACCUUGAACAGCUGUGAUUGCUUCAUGUUGAUACUGAUGCCAGUUUGCUUGUGUGUCUGAUGCAGUGAGGUGUACGUGUCAGAAAAUGACCAUCAAAUAUGUAUUGUUACCCUCAGCCUUUCCUAAACCAUUGAGCUUUAUUUCAGUUAUUUUCUUGUUUUUCAUUUUAAUAAUACAAUGGCAUGACAACACAUAAACUGCCAGGACAUGGAUGAAAGACCUUGUGCUGUGAUAUCUCAAGUUUUCAAAUAGGGAAAUAUUUGAACAGCCACUUGUCUGAAAUCUGUAACAGAGUUUAUAGUUCUGAAGUACCAUCAUUAUUUUAUUGGUGAUUGUUGGGGUUAUUGGUACACUUGAUCUACAGAUAAACUGCAGAAUGUGUUAUUGACUGUAAUGCAUCCAGAUGGUGUUGAUAAAAGGUGAUGUUAAUUUUUGUUUUUUUUAUAAACCUCACGUAAUCUGAUGCUCAUUCUAAACUUAACUUUCCAGAGCAGCAGUUUGACUCAGCUUCUGUUCAUUUGUGAUUGGGUAUGUCCAUGUUUGUUGAUGAAACUAUCAUGUCAGAAAUACUAUUUUUGAUGUCAUGCAUGAGUUGUAACGUGGAGCUAAAUACAUUCAGCUGUUUGAUUUUCAAAAGUGGUUUCCUCAGUGAAUUUACGUGCAGUCGUCUGCUGGCCCCUUCGAGUUUCACCAGCAGCCGUUACCUAUUCAGUUGAGGCUGUGGAUAUUAUUCCUGUACACAUGGUUUCUGUGUUCAAUAAAGAUGUAUUGUGCCGUGAAUGCCA
This is a messenger RNA of Gymnodraco acuticeps, 4956 nucleotides long. It is a transcript of the gene arfgap1, whose product is annotated as ADP-ribosylation factor GTPase activating protein 1. Gene Ontology annotation, biological process: regulation of ARF protein signal transduction; regulation of endocytosis. The transcript is spliced from 13 exons. Gene Ontology annotation, molecular function: GTPase activator activity. The record is from RefSeq and is a predicted model, not a curated record. The coding region runs from base 284 to 1531 and encodes 415 amino acids. NCBI's taxonomy places the organism in Eukaryota, Metazoa, Chordata, Actinopteri, Perciformes, Bathydraconidae. Gene Ontology annotation, cellular component: Golgi membrane.